Molecule: messenger RNA, 2704 nt
Organism: Camellia sinensis
Lineage: Eukaryota; Viridiplantae; Streptophyta; Magnoliopsida; Ericales; Theaceae
Product: MLO-like protein 11
Biological process (GO): defense response
Cellular component (GO): membrane
Source: RefSeq, a predicted model, not a curated record
UCCCCCCUCUCCCCCUCGGCAGCAGAGUGAGGAGAGAGGGAGGGAGAGAGAGAGAGAGAUACAGAUCACUUCUGGUGGAGGUCCAUUGUUAUGUUAUGACAAGAACAAUCGAUUCCGCCAAUUAGAGAGAGAGAGAGAGAGAGCUUUAUUUUUCUGAGGAGUAAUUUAAAGAAGAAAAGAACCGAAAGUCCUGGAAAUUGCUGAGAGACGCAGUUGUUGAACCCAUACGUGUAAAUUUGACUCCUUUUUCGAUUUGAGUGUCGAGAGAGAGAGAGAGAGAGAGAGAGAGAGAGUUGGUAGUGCACACCAAUUGAAAUCGUUGAAGAAUCAGCUGUGGUUGGUCAAGUAGAUUGGACAUUUGGAGAGAAUGAAUCUGGUACGUCCAGUCACUAGCCUUCUCUCAUUGUUCCUCAAAAUGUAAUAAAACCACAAGAAGUAGGUACAUAUAGAGAGAGAGAGAGAGAGAGAGAGAGAGAGAGCUGUUUACAGAAUAGAGAAGAAGAGCAGAGUAUCACAGCUUCACUACAGAGAAACACCUAGUCAAUGUCGAUUCUGAAAUUGCACUGAGUUAGGGUUUUCAAUUGGGGAAACCCAUUAAAUCCUAGUGAAAGUUGCAGAUUAGAAGAGUGAAAGAAGAGUACAGAUCACAGUUGAGCAUCAUUAGGUUAAGUUUUAGAUUUUUUUUUCCCCCUGAAAUAUGGGAACUGAAAUUUGUUCUAAAGCACAUACUUGGAAUCUCCGAAGAUUAGUUAAAAGUCAGGGAAUUUGAGGAAGCAAUUGAAUUUAGAGUGUACAGUUUGUAAGAAGAAAAUUAUCUGGAGAAAUGGCAGAAAAUGGAGCAGAAAUGCGGUCUUUGGCGUUAACACCAACAUGGUCUGUGGCUUCUGUCUUGACAGUCUUUGUUGCUGUUUCCUUGGUCGUGGAGCGAUCCAUUCACCGCCUAAGUAAUUGGUUGCGGAAAACCAAUAGAAAGCCUUUGCUUCAAGCAGUAGAGAAAAUGAAAGAAGAAUUGAUGUUACUAGGCUUCAUAUCUCUCCUUCUCACGGCUACGUCAAGCAUUAUAUCCAAUAUCUGCGUCCCGUCAAAGUUCUAUGAUAGUGUGUUUGCUCCUUGCAGCAAGUCUGAGGUUGAUCAGGAAAUUGAAAGUAAUGCUUCCCAGGGCCGUAAACUUUUGAUGGCUUUUGCUCAUCCUCACUCAUUUAGGAGAUUGUUGAACAAAUUAAAUCAGAAUACCUGCAAAGAGGGUCAUGAACCAUUUGUUUCAUAUCAAGGUCUUGAGCAAUUGCACCGCUUCAUCUUUGUCAUGGCAGUGACACAUGUAUCUUACAGCUGCUUAACAAUGCUGCUGGCAAUCGUGAAGAUUCACAGUUGGAGGGCAUGGGAGGAUCAGGCUCAUAUGGAUCGGCAUGAUUCAUUAGUUGAAAUCACAAGAGAGGAUAUGAUACGAAGGCAAUCAACCUUUGUUGAGUUUCAUACAUCAAAUCCAUUGGUCAAGAAUAGAUUUCUUAUCUGGGUGACCUGUUUCUUCCGACAAUUUGGGCAUACAGUGGUUCGUGCUGACUACCUCACACUCCGCAAGGCUUUCAUCUCGAACCACAAGCUUACAUCAAAAUAUGAUUUUCACAGUUAUAUGAUCCGCUCUAUGGAAGAAGAAUUUCAAAAGAUAGUUGGUGUUAGUGGCCUUCUAUGGGGAUUCGUGGUGGCUUUUAUGCUCUUUAAUGUGAAAGGGUCUAAUCUUUAUUUUUGGAUAGCUAUCAUUCCUGUUGCACUUGUUCUUCUGGUGGGUGCAAAGUUGCAACACAUUAUUGCAACCUUGGCAUUGGAGAGUGCUGGAAUAACUAGAUUCUCCACUGGAGCAAAAUUAAAGCCUCGAGAUGAUCUUUUCUGGUUUAAAAAGCCGCAACUAUUGUUGUCCUUGAUCCAUUUUAUUCUUUUCCAGAAUGCAUUUGAGCUCGCUUCAUUUUUCUGGUUUUGGUGGCAGUUUGGGUAUAGUUCUUGCUUCAUCAGGAACCAUUUGCUUGUGUAUCUGCGCCUGAUCCUGGGAUUUGCUGGGCAGUUCCUAUGUAGCUACAGCACCUUGCCACUAUAUGCUCUCGUUACUCAGAUGGGAACAAACUACAAGGCAGCCAUAAUUCCACAGAGAAUAAGAGAGACAAUCCAUGGAUGGGGAAAGGAAGCCAGGAGGAAAAGAAGGCUGGGAAUUUUCACCGAUGAUUCAACUAUACACACGGACACAAGCACAGUGAUGUCACUUGAGGAAGACGAUCACCAGCUGCUUGAUAGCCCUCAAGUAGCGGCCCCCGCUGCAGAUGCAGAAAUAGAAUUACAAUGCCAUCCCAUUAUCAUUACAACUAGUCCUUUCCCAAUUGCUAAUGAAGCUUCAAGUCGAAUCAGCACACCUCUCCUUCGGCCUUGUGCCUCAGUUUCUUCCUCAGUUUCAUCAAGAAUUCUCCAGCAAGAGUUCACAAGAUCGUCUUCAAUGCCCGCCAGAAGAGAAUGAAUAAUAGGUAUGAAAAUGCUACAAUGAAGAUGGAAGAAUAUGGUGAAAUUGGAGCUUUGAUCUGUUAAUAUUUGAGAUAUGGUUGUUAGUUGUAACAUGAUCUGUAGGACAAAGAAAUUGGUAUAUGAGGUUUUGUUGUAAAAGAAUCUUGAAAUGUUAGAAACUUGCAGAUAAUGAUUAAUGAUAUCAUACGAGCUUUCCUAA